Molecule: messenger RNA, 2151 nt
Organism: Fundulus heteroclitus (mummichog)
Lineage: Eukaryota; Metazoa; Chordata; Actinopteri; Cyprinodontiformes; Fundulidae
Product: kidney mitochondrial carrier protein 1
Exons: 9
Coding region: 173-1033 (286 amino acids)
Biological process (GO): mitochondrial transport
Cellular component (GO): mitochondrial membrane
Source: RefSeq, a predicted model, not a curated record
GGAGCAGCAGGAAGGCGGAGCUCUUCGUCUUUCAGGUCUGCCGCUCCGUGGAGGCGACGUGGGGCUGAACUUCUCUGACGGCGGCCGAACCCGGUACUGUGUCUCGGCUGCAGCGUAGCGGACUCCCCGGGAAGCUUCUCGCUGUCUUGGUGCUCGGUCGGGGGAGGUAAAAAUGUCCACCGUGAACUGGAAGCCUUUCGUUUUCGGCGGGCUUGCCUCUGUGACGGCGGAAUGCGGCACUUUCCCCAUCGACCUGGCCAAGACGCGCCUGCAGGUCCAGGGCCAAGUGGGGGACAUCAAGUACCGUGAGAUCCGCUACAGGGGCAUGCUCCAUGCCAUCAUGAGGAUCGGGAGAGAGGAGGGGCUCCGGGCGCUCUACUCGGGCAUUGCCCCCGCCAUGCUGCGCCAGGCCUCCUAUGGGACCAUCAAAAUUGGCACGUACCAGAGCUUCAAGCGACUGCUGGUUGACAGGCCCGAAGAUGAGACCUUGUUGACUAACGCGCUGUGCGGCAUUCUGUCGGGAGUCAUCUCUUCCUCCAUUGCCAACCCCACGGAUGUGCUGAAGAUCAGGAUGCAGGCUCAGGGAAACGUGAUCCAGGGCAGCAUGAUGGGCAACUUCAUCAACAUCUACCAGCAGGAGGGGACAAGAGGAUUGUGGAAGGGCGUUUCUCUAACGGCUCAGAGAGCGGCCAUCGUGGUCGGCGUCGAGCUCCCGGUCUACGACAUCACCAAGAAGCACCUGAUCCUGUCGGGUUACAUGGGCGACACCGUGUACACGCACUUCCUGUCUAGUUUUGUGUGCGGCCUCGCUGGGGCUUUGGCUUCCAAUCCGGUGGACGUGGUCAGGACACGCAUGAUGAACCAGAGAGGAGUGGCUCUGUACCAGGGGACACUGGACUGUCUACUGCAGACGUGGCGCUCAGAGGGCUUUAUGGCACUCUAUAAAGGGUUCUUCCCAAACUGGCUCCGCCUGGGACCAUGGAACAUCAUUUUCUUCCUCACCUACGAGCAGCUGAAGAACCUCAACGUGUGACUGAAAGAACGUCAGUGAGAAGAAGAAAGGAGCUUCCGCCCAGAGACGAACGGAGGAGAACGUGUGGAAUGAUGGUGGAUCCUUAGGGGAACCAGCAGGGAGAACGAAAUCCAGUUCCAGUAUUACUCCUGGCUCUACGUCUGUUUAAAAGCCUGCGGUAAAUGUGAAAAGGACUGUGAUACGAAUGCUGACACGGCUUCUUGUACUCCAUGCAAAUGCCACUUUAAGGCGUUACACCAUGUUUGUGCUCAGACUCAAGCCAACUGCUUUGUAAACUGUGAAAUUUUCCAAUUGGAGAAAGAAACGACAACACUUUACAUUUCAUUCGGAGGCUGCUGCUUCAGAAUUGCCUCUGUUAUGGUGAUCAGAAUGCAUGCAGGCUUUUUUUUUUUUUUUUUUGAGCCUAUUCACAUAAAGUGCUUUGUAAGCUGUGUGCCUUAGCCUAAUUAGUGGUUCAGGCUGGUAAUGCUUGAGCUGCACGUGGACUCAGACUGUUGGACAGCCGCUGUGACAAUCGGCGUGAUCAUUCCCUUUUGAAAAAAAAAAAAUACAAACAAUCUAAGGUAUUGUGGAUUUUAUAUCUAUAUUUGAAAAUGGGGAGCUCUGUGUAUGGAAAGUUGGACGUUAUUUCCAUUGGUCUCCCUUGUGUAUUUACAGAGUAAAGGGCCAAGAACAGAAUCUGGUGUACUGUAACUUUUAUACAUGUAUAUGACUCAAAUACCAGAGAGGUUACAUAGAUGAGACAUUCAUCACAUGUGCAGGAGAGGUAAUUAAUUGUCUUGCAGCUUGAUAAUGCCGAAGUUUGUGUUUCAGCUGUCACUUAAAAAAAUCAUCACAUAUGCAAACUUGCAUAUUAAAAACUUCAUGGUUUAGCAUGACUGGGUCAGAUCAGGCAAUUCCUACAGCUGCGUCAUUAUAGCAACCUUUCAAAUUUGCUUCACUCCAUGUUGUUCCGUUGUGCUGUAUUUGCACGCUUUAAGCUUCCAUUGGGAAAGAAAUGAGUAUGUUUGAGUUGCUGCCGCUUCUGCCAAAGUGUAAGCCAGUGUCAUUUUGUAAUACUAAGUUUAUUUAAAUAAAGCUGUGGACUUGUAUAUUCAAAAUAAAAAGCAUCAAAACUC